CGACCUGAACCCGCGAAUUCGGGCGCGGCUUGACACGCCCAUCAAAAAAAGGGAAAAGGAAAAAAAUAGAAUAAAAAUAAAACAUAAAAAGGCCUUUUAUUUCAGCAAACAUCGCCAAUACACUCAAUCUCAACUUUGUUCAUCACAUCGCCAUGCUUCGCCGUCCUGCAACUGUCCUCACCCUCACUCCUGAGGACAUUGCCGACUACGAAGAUCGUGCGGCCGAGCGGAUUCGCGCAGCCGAACUCGAGGCUCGCCAACGAGCUGCCGAGGCCCAGGCCCACGCCCGCGCUCGCCAUGGCGCGUCUUCGACUUCGACCGCCCUCCGCAGGGCCGCCCUCGCCGCUGCAACACCCGCGACUGCUGCCGGGCCUUCUUCAUCAAGCAGGUACCACGGCAACGGCGCCGGCGGCAUCGACUUCCACGGGACGAGGGUGCUCAGCAGCCCGGCGGAGCACCAGUUCAGCGACGACGGGGAGGAGGAGGAGAGCGACAAUUCCGAGGUAGAGACGUCGUACUACGCGAGGGCCCAGUCCCAGGCCGCCAGGGUCAGCCUCGCCCGUGAGCAGGCCCUGCAGCAGGCACGCGCUCAUGCCGACGAUGACGAGGAGGAGGUGGAAGAGGAGAAAGAGGAAGGGGAAGGCGAAGGUGGAGUGGAGGAGGAGGAGGAGGUGGUGGACGAGGGCGGAGGGCAGGAGGUGGAGAUGGGGAUGGAGGACGACAGCGACGGAGCCAUCGGCGGCCACCCAUCUCACCCACACUACCGGCUGCGCAAUCUAGGGCGUCUCACGCACGACAAUGACGACGGUGAGCCGUCGACUGCGGCGGCGGCGGCGGCGACAGAAACGCCCCCCAACCCGCGCGACCGCGACACGCGCCGCCGCCACCGCCGUAGCAGCAGCGGCGGCGGCGGCAACCCCCCACCCAUCCACCAACCGCCGCGGACCAGCAGGCGAACCAACGACGCGCGAGACUCGGUACCGCAACCAUGCUGCUCCAGCAGGCGACCCCGCCGCUACCGCUACCACCACUACCACCACCGCCUCCGCGUCCUCUUCUUCCGCGUCGUCCGCGCCCACGACGACCCGCUCCGUCUCCGGGGCCGGCGGCGCGCGGAGAACCGCGGCGGCAGUGACGCCCGAGGCGAGGGUGCAGCGGAGCCGAGACGAGCGGAUCGGGGUGGCGGCUCCCCGGCGGGGACGGUCGCAUCAGGCGUGAAUUUUCCGUGUCUUUUUCUUUUUCUUUUCACUUUUAUUUAGUCUUUCCCCGUUUGUAUUGGUUGGUUAGGGCUGGUUUGGCAAGUUGUCGAGUUCCCAACCACCUGAUCCUAGGUCAUCAAUGAUGGGAUGAUGGGGGAGGAUAGAUACGUUUCUUGAGACUAUGAUAUCCCAUCGUAAGCUGCGUCUUUCUUCACGAAGUCGGAAGAGAAGGU
Messenger RNA from Thermothelomyces thermophilus ATCC 42464, 1432 nucleotides. RefSeq lists its product as uncharacterized. The record is from RefSeq and is a predicted model, not a curated record. Lineage: Eukaryota; Fungi; Ascomycota; Sordariomycetes; Sordariales; Chaetomiaceae. The transcript is spliced from 2 exons. Gene Ontology annotation, biological process: anaphase-promoting complex-dependent catabolic process. The coding region runs from base 153 to 1259 and encodes 368 amino acids. Gene Ontology annotation, cellular component: anaphase-promoting complex.